Hypanus sabinus (Atlantic stingray) is the source of this 3242-nucleotide messenger RNA. Its product is annotated as grainyhead-like protein 2 homolog. Gene Ontology annotation, biological process: regulation of transcription by RNA polymerase II; brain development; neural tube development. Bases 277 to 2169 code for a protein of 630 amino acids. NCBI's taxonomy places the organism in Eukaryota, Metazoa, Chordata, Chondrichthyes, Myliobatiformes, Dasyatidae. The record is from RefSeq and is a predicted model, not a curated record. The transcript is spliced from 16 exons. Gene Ontology annotation, molecular function: RNA polymerase II cis-regulatory region sequence-specific DNA binding; DNA-binding transcription activator activity, RNA polymerase II-specific. Gene Ontology annotation, cellular component: nucleus.
ACUCACAGUCUGACCAUUGUACACCUGAGGGCUGGGAUGGUGGUGGCGUGGGGGGGGGGGGGGUAGUGCUGAUUUUUAUCUCCCUCCCUGCCGUGCGGUCCCGCAAAUCUCAUGCAAGUCCAGGUAAAUCGAGGGGCUGUCCUUAACGCACCGGUUCUGCAGAGAGCGCAAAAGAGGAAUUACCUGUAGUCCGGGUUCUGUAGUUAGACCACACCGCACCGACUUGAAAGUCCAGUUCGGCAAGAAGAGAAGCCCAGGAUAAAGCUGAAGAGAAAUAUGUCACAGGAGACGGACAACAGCAAGCGCCUGGUGGUAGUCCUACAGAAUGACUCAAACUUCCAUCCCAGACGUGCCUAUACCAGUGAAGACGAGGCCUGGAAGUCAUAUCUUGAAAACCCUUUGACAGCUGCCACAAAAGCGAUGAUGAGCAUUAAUGGUGAUGAAGAUAGUGCGGCUGCCUUAGGAUUGCUUUAUGACUACUACAAGGUCCCCAGGGAAAAAAGACUGAUGCCACUUGGUAAAGUAGCUGAUACACAAGAUGAUCAAGAGAAAAGAAAUUGCCUCACGUCAUCUGAUAAUCAGAGCAACCUGGAGGUUCAAGAUAAUCGGGUGCAGGUUCUGAAGUCCCUCCCAGUGAAUCUGUCCUUGCACCCAGAACACGUGGACGUUUCAAAGAGGGAGAGUUAUGGUGCGAGUCUGGCCGAGAAUAUGCCCGUGUCAGUGGCAGGAGUAGCUGUGGUCAGUAUCAAGACAGAGGGUUAUCCAACCAGCUACUCAGGGGCAUCGAACCCCAACAUGCACUACAGCAGAGCUGAGAGUGACGAACAGAGAGGGGUGAUUUUUGAACAGAGCCUCAGCGGUAACCAAUAUGAAGUGCUCACUGUUACGCACACCAACUACCUCAAGGAUGACCAGCGAAGCACACCUGACAGCAGCUACAGCGAAUCUUGCAAGGAAGGAACUGCUGAAAAAUACCGCAGCCCUUCAUUAGGAGAAGAGGAAUUCAUCUACGAACAGACGGGAGGAGAUUCAUUCCAUUACAUGUUGGAAGCAACAAAGUCCUUGCGUCAGAAGCAAGGGGAGGGGCCGAUGACGUACUUGAAUAAAGGGCAGUUUUAUGCCAUAACCCUCAGGGAGACUGGAGCCAACAAGUGCCUUCGCCAUCCAAUCAGCAAAGUUAGGAGUGUAAUAAUGGUGGUGUUCAGUGAAGACAAGAACCGCGACGAGCAACUGAAAUACUGGAAAUAUUGGCAUUCUCGACAGCAUACUGCCAAACAGAGGGUUCUUGAUAUCGCUGAUUACAAAGAGAGCUUCAACACCAUUGGAAACAUAGAAGAAAUUGCUUACAAUGCCAUCUCUUUCACCUGGGACGUGAACGAGGAAGCUAAGAUAUUCAUCACCGUGAACUGUCUGAGCACGGAUUUCUCCUCACAGAAGGGGGUGAAAGGACUUCCCCUCAUGAUACAGAUCGACACCUACAGUUACAACAAUCGUAGCAACAAACCCAUUCAUCGUGCCUAUUGCCAGAUCAAAGUCUUCUGUGACAAGGGAGCUGAGAGGAAAAUCCGGGAUGAAGAACGGAAACAGAACCGAAAGAAAGGAAAAGGUUCAGGGGCUUCAAAUCAAGUAAAUCCCAGUUCAGAAGCCAAACUGAGCACUGCAGCCAUGCAGAAGCGAAGUGACGCGACUUUCUUCAAAACCGUGACCGACCUAGAUGCUCAGCCAGUCCUCUUUAUUCCGGAUAUCCACUUUGGGAACCUCCAGAGGAGCGGACAGAUGUAUAGUGUCAGCACAGACGACAUGGAGAGGGAAGGUGUCCUUGUGAAAAGGAUGCUCCGAUCACUAGAAGACGAAUACCCCCCAACAGCCACCAAACAGAUUAAAGAGGAAGUGCAUAAAAAAGUCCUGCUGUACGUACGGAAAGAGUCUGAUGAAGUGUUUGAUGCAUUAAUGUUGAAGUCGCCAACCAUCAAAGGGCUGAUGGAUGCAUUAUCUGACAAGUAUGGCUUUCCAGCAGAAAAAAUCGGAAAAAUUUACAAGAAAAGCAAAAAAGGAAUUUUGGUAAACAUGGAUGACAACAUCAUAGAACACUACUCCAACGAAGAUACCUUCAUUCUCAAUAUUGAAAGUCUGGGUGAGAGCUUCAAGAUCACUCUGACUGAAAUUUAACAAGGGCUUCGAACAAUAUGUACUUCGCAGGGGUUGGAUCGGAGUUUGGCCAGCGUGCUGGUAUCAGCCUGUCUGCUGAACACCUGUUAGUGACAAUCGAAAAAGGGCUUCGCUCUCGUAAAGUGAACAAACUGUGUACAGUUAACAGAAAUCAAUGAAGCUGAACUGCCGUGUCUCUUUACUCCAUAAUUUUCCAAUAUUACAUCAUUAGAUACUGUUGUAUUAAUCAUUCCAGCAACUUCAGAAUGAACACUAUGAUGAUGUUCUGGGAGGACAAGAUUUUAGCUAUAGGCGAUUGAAUUGGUAUGGGCAUUGGAUGUAGUCAUGCCCGGUAACCCCUUACUUUCAGCUCCAUGGUAUUUGCCAUCAGUUUUGUUCUGUUCCAAUUAUCUGUUCCAAUCACAUACAGGAUUUUCCGUAGUGGAUGCAUUCAUCGAUACCUCAGAGAACAAGCUUGUGAAUGGGAAAGUAAAUGUCACUCCAGUCGCUUCUUCAUUUGGAAAGCAACAUGUUUUAUUAAUUAUGAGAGCUUCUACAUCAUCUGAUUGCUUGUUAGUCAAAUACAUAUGCAAUUAAGAUUGAUAGACCUAAUGCUCCAACAGGUUAUACAGACUAUCUGUGUCUGUCUAUGUAGCAAGGGAGCCAAUAUCACCCUUAGUAGAAUUUGACACUAAUUGAAAUAGAGAAUAGCGUAUAUAAUUGUAAAAACAAUGUCUAUAAUGUGCAAUAUUAAAUUUUACGUAAGGCAUGUUUACUGCCAUUAUGCUUUCUUUGGGUUGAGGGUUUUUGCGGUAGUGUGUAUUUUUAUUUUUUAAUAUAAAACCUGUCUCCUUUUGUCUAUAUAUUAAGUUAGAAAGGCAUCUCAAGAUUUUACAAAGUGACUGUAUAAACUGCAAUCCAGGCUAUUUAAAGGACUCGGGAAACUUGAACGUUUUUACACAUCGAGUUAAAACUGUAUACAAGGUAAUAUUUUUGGAAAUGGGAGUUGGGAUCUUUUCAGACUUUAAAAAGACAGUCGUAUUUUAUUUUUUGUACAAUUUUUUAAGAGCAAAAUAAACAUCAGCGAACAUGGA